This is a messenger RNA of Sphaeramia orbicularis (orbiculate cardinalfish), 2541 nucleotides long. RefSeq names its product fibulin-7. The transcript is spliced from 9 exons. Gene Ontology annotation, molecular function: calcium ion binding. The record is from RefSeq and is a predicted model, not a curated record. Bases 525 to 1868 code for a protein of 447 amino acids. Lineage: Eukaryota; Metazoa; Chordata; Actinopteri; Kurtiformes; Apogonidae.
UAACUAUUUUGAUGUAGCAGAGCAGGAUAUGGAUGAAGUGACACAAAUGAACCAGGUACGUCAGAGACUAUAGAGGUCCAGGAUGGUGCUGGCUGGUAUUCUGUGUUUAGACAUGGUGACAAGGUUUUUUCUGGACUCAGUGUGGGAAGCGUGAAUCAGUGUCUGGAGAUGUUUGCGCCUCACAAUACCCCAGCCCACAUUUCUCUGCCCUGGAGGCUAAAUGUAUUUGCAGCAUCUGUGAGGGACUCUCUGACCCCGCUGAUCCAAAAUGACAGCUGUGCACACACACUGUUCUGGGCUCCAUCAGACACAGCCACCCACUGCGAUGACUACCCAGUCUCUUUCUCUGAUUGGCUCCUGAGAAAUAAACCCAACAUUCCGCAGCGGUUCUCUGCAGCAGCUUUUCCACUGCCAGGAGUGUGGUCCUUCUCUCACCUGGAGUCUGUGCGCGUGGAGUCCUCGUGGCUGCCUGUGAAGGGUUCACACAGUCUCUAACUCAUUUGAGGACCGGUCAUCGUGGAAAUAUGUCUGUGUCCACUGCUGUUGUCAUCACCUUGCUGUGCCUUUGUUCGCUUUAUUCUACUUUUGGACAGGACUGUCCAAGUAGAAAGGAAAUACAGGGCACUCUGAAGCAGGUGCAGAAGCUGCUCUCAGCCCAUGAAGCCUCGUACACGCAGAGUUUACGGAACCUGAAGAAGAAAAUCAACCUGCUUCAGAGCAGCGCAGCUAAACAGACAACAAGAGCCACUAACACUACCUGUCCAAAACUGGAUGCACCUGUUAACGGAAGGAAGCUUGGCAGAUCACAGAACGUAGGCCACGAGGUUCACCUUCUGUGUGACCCUGGUUAUGAACUGGUGGGAGCAGAAAGCAGGGUUUGUCAGGAAAGCCUGACCUGGAGUGGGCAGCAGCCGACCUGUCGAGACAUCAAUGAGUGUGCUUCGUCUCCGUGCAUGAAUGGAGGGACGUGUGCGGAUGAAGUAAACCAAUUCUCAUGUGUCUGUGCCAAAGGCUGGGCUGGAGCUACCUGCCAGAGCCCAGUGCCAACAUUCUUUGUCACCAUGACAAACACCUCUGCUGCCACCUCCCCAGCCGCUGCUGCCACCUUACCAGGUGCCACAAACGGGCCCUUUGUUCGUCCAUCACGUUGCACCAUAGUGCAGGGGACCACCCACUGCACCUGUGAGCCAGGAUACACCAUCUCUGGCAGAGACAGCAACACCUGCACAGAUAUCGAUGAGUGUGAGCUGUUUCAUAAUGGACAGGCUGGGAGACUAUGUCUACAUGCAUGUGUUAACACUGCAGGAGGAUAUCGCUGUUCCUGUCCUGUUGGAUAUGAUGUGACCCGCGAUGGGCGCAGCUGUAAAGAUAUUGAUGAGUGUGCCACUAGACAAAACAACUGCACCAAGGAUCAGACGUGUAUUAACACAUAUGGUGGUUACCAGUGUGUCCGUGUCGACUGCCCUAAAAUCCCCAAUGCUACAUAUGUCAAGACAUCACCCAUGCGUUGUGAACGUAAUCCAUGUCCUGUGGACAACAAAGCUUGUUCUCAGACCCCAAACUCCUUCUCCUACCAUUACCUGUCUGUUGUGUCUAACUUGUCGGCUCCUCGUGUCAUGUUCCGGGUCUCAGCGCUGCGCCCAAUGGGGGACACUCUUCGGUUCUCCCUGCUAGGGGGAAGGCAGGUUCGGCGUCACUUCACAGUCCAGCGUUCAGAUCGUCUGACAGGUCAGCUGAUGCUGGUGAGCCCUGUGCAGGGCCCAGCCACUUUGGAGGCUGAAGUCGAGAUGAGCGAACUUGAAGAUCGAAUGCAACUAGGGCGGUACAUCACCAAAGUAACCAUGUUUGUUUCCCAGUAUGAGUUCUAGAAAAAGAGGGAUGAGGGUUAAAUCAUGCUUGUAUAUGCUUGCAGCAUACGGGCCACAUAAUGCCAGUUAACACAUGACUGGUUUGGAUUAGAGAAGGGCUCUCUCUGUACAUGAGUGUGGAUGUGUGAUCAUCUGAUUUAUGAUGAUGACAGAGAAGUCACUUAAUUUGCACCUCACCUGUACUGAUACUGCAGGUUAUGCCGCAAACUGUCAGUUGUCAGCAAAAAAGUGUAGUGAAGUAGCCAUGAGAAAGUAUUUGACAAUAGAACAGCACAUGCUCUCAGAAACGUAUAUUGAAUUAUGUAUAUUUGGUAUGAGUUUACUAUGAGAACACGCAUUUUGUUAGUUUGUUCUGUAGGUUCUGAAGAUGUGCAUAACAUGAUUUAACACUUUAAAUCAAUGAUUUGAUGAAGGGUAUUUGCAAUAUGCUGAAGACAACAUUAAAUAAAGCACUAUUUAUGUAAAUGCAUCACUUUGUAUUUAUGCCACAUACUCUGUAAUUAAAACCAUAAUGUGUUACUAUCCUGCACUUCCUUUUACUACUAUGUUCUAUUCAUAUUCUGGUGUCUGUAUUAAUCUUCUUCUUAAACAGUUCUAACAUUCUGUAAACCAGUUGGAAUCAUGUAAAAUGUUUCACUCAUUAUCUGGAAAUAAAAAGAACAGUAAACAAUAU